UGACCGAGCGGCGUGGACGGCCGCCUGCCCCCCUCCGCCACCUGGGGCGGCGCGGGGCCCCCGGUGCCGGGUGCCCGGAGCCCGGGUCGCGCGUAGAGCCGGCGCGAUGCACGUGCGCUCGCUGCGCGCCGCGGCGCCGCACAGCUUCGUGGCGCUCUGGGCGCCCCUGCUCCUGCUGCGCUCCGCCCUGGCCGACUUCAGCCUGGACAACGAGGUGCACUCGAGCUUCAUCCACCGGCGCCUCCGCAGCCAGGAGCGGCGGGAGAUGCAGCGCGAGAUCCUCUCUAUCUUGGGCUUGCCCCAUCGCCCGCGCCCCCACCUCCAGGGCAAGCACAACUCGGCGCCCAUGUUCAUGCUGGACCUGUACAAUGCCAUGGCGGUGGAGGAGGGCGGCGGGCCCGACGGCCAGGGCUUCUCCUACCCCUACAAGGCCGUCUUCAGUACCCAGGGCCCCCCUCUGGCCAGCCUGCAAGAUAGCCACUUCCUCACCGACGCCGACAUGGUCAUGAGCUUCGUCAACCUCGGUAUUUUGUAGUUAACCUUCCCCGACGAGAGAUUGCGCGAACCCGGCGUGGACCAACACGGGCGCUGUUGCUGUGGACUCUUCCCCUCUCCGAAGUGGAGUGUUUAUGAUUUGGGGGAUACGAGGAGCGCAUGGAGUUUGACACUUACGUGCAACUCCGAAAGGCGUGUGCGAUGUGUCCUUUCAACGUUUGUGGUGGAAGGCAUUGGUGGGAGCCGCGCAAAGCCUUUGCUGAUCCGCGUGGAGUGGAUUGAAUUAA
Leptonychotes weddellii (Weddell seal) is the source of this 782-nucleotide messenger RNA. The record is from RefSeq and is a predicted model, not a curated record. Lineage: Eukaryota; Metazoa; Chordata; Mammalia; Carnivora; Phocidae.